Messenger RNA from Gekko japonicus, 2691 nucleotides. RefSeq names its product pyridoxamine 5'-phosphate oxidase (gene PNPO). The record is from RefSeq and is a predicted model, not a curated record. Bases 19 to 798 code for a protein of 259 amino acids. Gene Ontology annotation, molecular function: FMN binding; pyridoxamine phosphate oxidase activity. The transcript is spliced from 7 exons. Gene Ontology annotation, biological process: pyridoxal 5'-phosphate biosynthetic process; pyridoxine biosynthetic process. Lineage: Eukaryota; Metazoa; Chordata; Lepidosauria; Squamata; Gekkonidae.
UAAAGGAAAGGUGAGCUUAUGUUUAGUGGCCAGGUGGGUCUGGGGUUGCGCAGCUUGGUCCCCUUCGCUUUCCGUAGCUUAAGCCAAGCGCGAAAAUCGUUUUGUCCUAUGGAUCUGGGAUCCCUUCGGAAAAGCUACAGGGGAGAUGAGGAGGCUUUUGAGGAAAAGCACCUUUCCUCCCUUGACCCCAUUAAGCAGUUCUCUGUAUGGUUUGAAGAGGCUAUGAGGUGUCCCUCCAUUGGGGAAGUCAACGCAAUGUGUUUGGCGUCCUGUACAAGAGAUGGAAGGCCCUCUGCACGGAUGGUACUUUUGAAAGGGUUUAGCCAGGAAGGCUUCCGCUUCUUCACCAACCACGAGAGCCGGAAAGGAAGGGAGCUGGACUCCAACCCAUUUGCUUCCAUUGUCUUCUACUGGGAGCCCCUCAGUCGCCAGGUGCGGAUUGAGGGCUCCGUGGAGAGGCUCCCUGAGGAGGAGUCUGAGAAAUACUUCCACUUGCGACCGAAGAGCAGCCAGAUCGGGGCAGUUGUGAGCCGGCAAAGUACGGUGAUUGCUGACAGAGAGUAUUUGCGGAAGAAAAACGCAGAACUUGAAGAGGUGUAUCGUGAGGCCCCGGUGCCCAAGCCAGCAUACUGGGGAGGCUACAUCCUGAAGCCAGAAGUCAUAGAGUUUUGGCAAGGUCAAACCAGCCGCCUGCACGACCGCAUCGUCUUCAGACACCUCCAGAACAGCAGCACACCCUUGGGGCCCAUGACCCACAGAGGGGCUGGCAACUGGGUGUACGAGAGACUUUCUCCUUGAAAGACUCAUGGCCUGGGGUGGGAGGGGUAUUGCCCCAUUUUUGCCAUACGUGGAAUGUUAGUGCCAAAGGCUUUUCUCUCCACCCCCCUACACACCCGAGAUGGAGCAGAUGGGUAAAGAGUUUUGCGGACAGAGUGUGGGGCUUGGACAGGGAGACCCGACCCAAAACCCUUACGAUGACCCUGAGCCUAAAUUUCAGCCUAACCUGUCUCAGAGUUUUGAGGAUAAAACUGGGCUGGUUCCCAUCUACACUCCUCUGAGCUCCAGGCUGGACAGAAGACAAAUGAGGGAUGGAAAUCAGCUACUUCAGUGCAUGGGUUCAUUGCGUAAUUUAAACCCCUCACAAAACUAUCACGUAUCCCAGCGCCAAGCAACCCUGAGAAAUGCAAUUCCCUUAAGGGAGUCUGCAUUCUCAAAACUCUCAAAUUAUACUUUCCAAGGCUUUGGCGGUUGGGAAGCUGUGACCAUUUCAAAUGGGCUUAAUCUUACAGUUUGAAUGUUAUCGUCUAGGUCGAGGGUCCCUGGGCUUGUUGAGCCUGUAGGCAUUUUUGGAAACUGGAGAAAAGGUGCCACCACAAAAUAGUGGAGCUGAUCAGAUAAUGUUGGAAGUUUCUUUCCACAGUGGUGGCAGCCAUUUCCCUGGAAGACCAACAGUCACACUUCCUGAGCUCUUCUAAAGGGCGUCUUGGUCCAGUGAGAUGGAGGAAGAGCCAGUCUUGGCACUCUGCCUUGUUGGCAAUUGGCAGCAUGUUGAGGAUCACUGUUCCAGGUGGCUCUGUCUUGGAGCAUAGUAGGUAGGCUUCAGUUUGGGGCUCCUUAAUUAUCAGUAAAUCACGUAGUCAAGAUCAAGACUGUCUCGCAUUCGGCCCCAAGAGACCACAAAUUUAGUUUUUAAAAAAGUGAAGCACGUGUUGUCUCUUGGCAUAAUUCAGUUUCAGAGGUUAAUGUGUGCAAAGAAUGCAGUUGAGGGGGCAACGAUUAGGGAUGAGCAUGAACUGGCUGACAAACUGAAGACCGUCGCGCAUUUUGGCUGUUUCAUGGUUCACAAAGCAAUGUUCACGAACUGGAAAACUGCCACAAACUCUCACAAAUUUUGAUGCAGUUCAUGGUGGUUCAUGAAGAACAGAAAGCAGGGGUUUUGCUUUCUGCUCUGCACGAAAAGACUGCUGUGAGCCAUUUAAACCCCUGCAUUCUGCUCCCUGGGGAGCAGAAAGCAAGGGUUUAAACUUUAAAUGGUUCACCAACUGAUACAAACCAGGUCAGUUUGUAAACCAGUCUCCUGGUUUGUGUGGGUUCGUGGUUCAACCACGAACUUAACUGCAAAAAUGCGGUUCAUGCCCAUCCCUAGACGUGACAGUGCUCCAGCACUUAAUUCAGCGUUAGAUGCUGGACGUGUAAACAAGAAUGGGCGGGUGUGAAUGACCCACAAACUUAGAAGCUAGAAAAUUAGAGGGGAGGGGACUGGUAGCUGGAUGUUCUGCUUCCCCUACCUCAGUUUUGCUUCUGAUUUUAAUUACCACUGCUAUCUGUACUUCUCAGUAAAAACCCGAAACUUGCUUUUAAAAAAAAACAAAAAAUGGGGAGUUGAGCUUUUCGGAAUGCUGAAACCUGGCCUGGAUGUUAAAUUGCGAGUCUGGGUAUUUACAGAUGCAUUUGUUUUAUUUUACAAAAUCUAUACCCUGCCUUUCUGCCCCCACAAGGGCCACUAAGGCAGCUAAGAAAUUAAGACAUAGAUAAUAAAAAUCACAUUUUAACCCCCCCUCCCCCAAUAAAGAUCAUUGAACAAUUAAACCCUGAAAUAUGAAGAUAAGAACAGUUAAAGCGUUGGGCAGGAAGAAGGGAUCACUGAGGGAAUGCCAAAUGAGACAAAAAAAAUCUUUUGUUGUCCAGUCG